This is a messenger RNA of Vicia villosa (hairy vetch), 1968 nucleotides long. RefSeq lists its product as uncharacterized. The record is from RefSeq and is a predicted model, not a curated record. Gene Ontology annotation, molecular function: nucleic acid binding. NCBI's taxonomy places the organism in Eukaryota, Viridiplantae, Streptophyta, Magnoliopsida, Fabales, Fabaceae. The transcript has a single exon. Bases 1 to 1968 code for a protein of 655 amino acids.
AUGAGGGAGAUGCAAUGGACUGAGGUGAAGAGGAAGCCGUUUUUGAAUGCGCAUUCUAGGUGGGAUGUUUUUCCCAGGAACUGGAAACCUAGGACGGAUGAAGAGAAAAAGGUGAUCUCGGUGUUUUGCUCUAAUUUCUCAGAUAGAGUGAAGGCGGAAGAUUUGUUUGAUUUGUUUGGAUGCGUAGGCAAGUGUGUGGAGGUGGCCAUUUCACCUAGGAGGAACAAGUGGGGGAAACGUGUUGGCUUUGGAAGAUUCAGGGAAGAAGGAGAUACGAGGAUGCUGGCGGUGAGGUUGGACGCCAUUCAGAUAGACGGUGUGAAAAUUUAUGCCAAUAUUCCUAGGUUUGAGAGGAAGAAGGUGGUUAGAGGGAAGGUGUCUGGAGGUGAAUACGUUGCGGAAUCAAAGGGUGGCUCAGAGGUUUGUGCGGCAAAGGAAGGUGCUUUUGGAGGUGUUCUUGUUCGAAAUCCGGGUCGUUUGUCGUUUGCAGAGGUGAUUGCGAGUCAGAGGGAGGCGGUUGCGGAUCAGGGAGAGGGGGUUGCCCGAUCGUGUGAUUUUGAGUACAAGUCAGAACCAGGUGUGAAGGCGGUUUUGGAGAAAGCUUUCGUGGGUGUAGUCUCUAACCCGGGAAACUCUUACAACAUUCAAGAUCAGUUUUUUCAAGAAGGUUAUUUCCAGAUCAAAAUCACUCCUUUGGGGGCAAAUUUGUGUUUACUUGAAGAAGAGGAGGAAGGCGAUAUUGAGGUUCUGAUCAAGGAAGCAGAAUCAUGGUGGAAACAAUGGUUCGUUAAAAUUAGACCGUGGAACGUAUUAGACGUGGAUACUGAAAGGACAACUUGGAUUCGUUUUUUCGGUGUUCCAUGUCAUGCUUGGAAAGUGGAAUUUUUUGAGAAGCUUGUUCAGACUUUUGGAACGUACAUCUGUUCCGAUGAGUCAAUAACGGAGAGAAGCGGUAUGGAAGUAGCUCGUGUGUUGGUCCGUAUACCUAUUGAGUUCAUGGUGCCGGUGUUUGUUAAUGCAAAGGUGGAUGGGGUGACUUUUAGGUUGAGGCUGAGAGAAGAAUUUUCGUCUUUGUGUAACGUUGUGAGAAAAGAGGCGCAAGUGGAGGAAUCGGAGUCAGAAGACUCUGUUUCGGUGGGGGAUGUUUCCAGGUGCUCAUAUGGAAGUUUCGCAGACGAUUUUCCGUUAGGAGGGUCGCCGGCCAAGGAGGUGAGGGAGGAAGUUGGGGUGGAGUUUUCUGAGGGAGAAGCUAAAGAAACAGAGGAAAACCCAGCGGUCAAUGGGUCUGGUGGUUUACCUAGGCAAAUUAAUGUCAAUUCUAAAAGGGUGAUAAGUACAAAGGAGCCUUUUUCCUUUGACCAGGCUAUAGUAGCAGCAAAAGGAAAUGUAGGUCUGUCAAAUGAUAGCACGAGUAUUAAGGAGGCAGAGGAUUAUGUGGCAAAUGAGGAGGGAAGUAGCGUUAAAAGAGUACAAAGCGAUAAUGUUGUGUGGAAGGGACCCACUAGUGAAGUGGCAGCUGGAAAGAGAAUGAAAAGGAUCAAAUUUAAAAAGGUGGGGUGCAAUAAUGGGCCAAAAUGUAUUAGGAAAAAGAAGUCCAAAUCUUUUUUAAAAAAAGCCCACGAUGCAAAAAGGGAGGCACGUGAAGAUACAGAAAAUAGGGGGCAGAUGGAAUCGGACCCUAUUUCUAUUUUUUCUGCAGAAAACGGUAAUAACACAAAAGAGGGAGAAAAGGUGCAGUCGGUAGCGGCUUACGGUGUGCAAUCAGAGGAGUCAAUAAUCCGAAGGAACAACAGCAGAUUAAAGGAGAAUUUUGGUUCUAAUGUUGGGAAGAAAUUAUGGAAGAUGUUAUCAGACCUGGGAGUAGAGAAAUCUGGAGCAGAAGAUUGUGUUGUGGAACUGGUAAAAAUGGAGAUGGAGGAGAGAAACCGUGUGGAGGUAAGGAAGGAGAACAACUUCUUGUUUAAAUGA